Messenger RNA from Eutrema salsugineum, 1658 nucleotides. RefSeq names its product serine carboxypeptidase-like 50. Bases 53 to 1477 code for a protein of 474 amino acids. The record is from RefSeq and is a predicted model, not a curated record. The transcript has a single exon. NCBI's taxonomy places the organism in Eukaryota, Viridiplantae, Streptophyta, Magnoliopsida, Brassicales, Brassicaceae. Gene Ontology annotation, biological process: proteolysis. Gene Ontology annotation, molecular function: serine-type carboxypeptidase activity.
AUAAUGUUAUCAGCUACGUUACAUUUGUUGUUACAAGACAAAUCACAAAAGUAUGUUUUGCAGUCAAAUAAUACAAAGGGAGAGAAUUAUGUCAAGCCACGAGCUAGUGGCAAUAAUGAGGCACGUCCCUACAGUCUUCUUCUUGCUCUCCACUUUCCUCCUCGCCGUCUCCGUCGAGUCUCCUCCGCCGCCACUAUUUCCCGAUGAAGCUCUCCCCACUAAAUCCGGCUACCUUCCGGUUAAACACGCACCCGGCUCCUCCAUGUUCUAUACCUUCUACGAAGCCCAAAGGCCAACCACCACUACUCUUGCUGACACUCCGCUCCUCGUGUGGCUCCAAGGCGGACCAGGCUGCUCUUCCAUGAUCGGCAACUUCUACGAGCUAGGCCCUUGGCGCGUGGUUUCACAAGCCACCGAACUCGAACGCAAUCCCGGUGCCUGGAACCGCCUCUUCGGGCUACUCUUUGUGGAUAACCCCAUAGGAGUCGGAUUCAGCAUCGCCGCUUCAAAGCAAGACAUACCGAGAAAUCAGAGACAGGUGGCAGAGCACCUGUACGAAGCGCUCGUUGAGUUCACCGAGCAGAAUCCAGGUUUUGAACACCGACCGGUUUACUUUACCGGCGAGAGCUACGCCGGGAAAUAUGUCCCUGCCAUUGGAUACUAUAUCCUUAAAGAGAAACCCAACGGGAAGGUGAAUCUAAAAGGCCUGGCCAUUGGAAACGGGCUGACCGACCCGGUGAUCCAGAUCCGGACCCAUGCGGUCAACGUAUAUUACUCGGGUCUUGUCAACGCAAAACAGAGAGAGGAGCUGGAGAAAGCUCAAGAGACAUCCGUGGCUCUCGUCAAGGCCCAGAAAUGGCGUGAAGCAGCAGACGCUAGAACCGAGCUGUUGAAGCUAGUGGCCAAUAUGACGGGACUCGCGACGCUCUACAAUACGGCCCGGUCGAUUCCGUACAGGACGGACCUCGUGGUGGAGCUGAUGAACCAGAGAGAGACGAAACAGGUUCUUGGAGUGAGCGAAACGGUGCGUUUUGAGGAGUGCAGUGAUGAAGUGGAAGAGGUUUUAAGGGAAGACGUGAUGAAGAGCGUCAAGUUCAUGGUGGAGUACGCGUUGGGGAGAACCAAGGUGUUGCUGUAUCAAGGUAUGUUGGAUCUCAGAGACGGUGUCGUUUCGACGGAGGAGUGGAUGAAGACUAUGAAUUGGUCGGGGAUUGGGAUGUUCUCGACGGCGGAGAGGUUGGUGUGGAAGGACGGCGACGGUGAUAUCGCCGGGUAUGUACAGAGAUGGGGGAAUUUGACCCACGUGGUGGUUUCAGGAGCUGGGCAUUUUGUUCCGACAGACAAAGCUGUUAAUUCGAGGGAUAUGAUCGAAGGUUGGGUUUUAGGACAAGGCUUGUUCGGUGGUGGAAAUGAAAAGCAGACAUUUUCGUCGAGUUUUACGGAAUCUUUGCGAGUUAGACUAGAUUCUCAAACGUAGUGGAAGAUCAGAAAAUAAGAUUCUUGAUUGUACUAGUUGGGUUUUGUGUCACUGAAUAAGAGUCUGAUUCUAAUUGUUCGUUGAAAUUUGCUUGUACGGCAAUCGAUAAAUUUGUUCUCAAAUUCAACUAUGUACGAAACGUAACUCAAUUUGAAUGUAAUUUUGCUCCUGGGUUUUAUCA